Nymphalis io (European peacock) is the source of this 2159-nucleotide messenger RNA. It is a transcript of the gene sv, whose product is annotated as paired box protein Pax-5. Bases 165 to 1481 code for a protein of 438 amino acids. The record is from RefSeq and is a predicted model, not a curated record. NCBI's taxonomy places the organism in Eukaryota, Metazoa, Arthropoda, Insecta, Lepidoptera, Nymphalidae. Gene Ontology annotation, molecular function: RNA polymerase II cis-regulatory region sequence-specific DNA binding; DNA-binding transcription factor activity, RNA polymerase II-specific. Gene Ontology annotation, biological process: regulation of transcription by RNA polymerase II; anatomical structure development. The transcript is spliced from 11 exons.
AAUUCAAAUGUGCCAACACUAGUGACCACAGAGUUAUUAUAAAAUAGACAGGAUUAUAAAAAAAAAUAUAAGUGGUGUUUUUAGGAACUGUUCGCUACGGUUUAGUGCGUCAGCAAAAUAAUAAAUAUUAUAGUUUUAUAAGUGUGAUGCAAAAGGAUUGAAAAAUGGAUUUGCACGCUCCACCGUUAGUUGUUCACGGGUAUGAACCUCACGCGCCUCUGCUAGAGGUUGAGGGUCUGGACCCUCAUAGUCCCCAGCAGAAGGUCCUCAUCCAUGCCCCAAUCCAGAGCCAGGAACUCAUCAGCACAGACCACAGGAAUGGAGAGUAUGAAUUCGCAGAUGAGCAGUACCACGCGCACAGCAGUAACCAGAGCGGAGAUGGUCACGGAGGUGUUAAUCAAUUGGGUGGUGUUUUCGUGAACGGGCGACCGUUACCGGACGUUGUAAGGCAGCGGAUUGUUGAGCUGGCUCACAGCGGCGUGCGGCCGUGCGACAUCAGCCGACAGUUACGAGUGUCACAUGGUUGUGUGUCGAAGAUACUAUCACGGUAUUACGAAACGGGUAGUUUUAAAGCGGGCGUGAUCGGCGGCUCCAAGCCAAAGGUCGCGACUCCACCCGUUGUAGACGCUAUAGCGGCAUACAAGCGAGAGAACCCGACGAUGUUCGCGUGGGAGAUACGAGAUCGGCUCCUAAGCGAAGGCAUCUGUAGCCAGGACAACGUACCCUCUGUCUCAAGUAUCAACAGGAUCGUCCGUAACAAGGCAGCAGAGAAGGCGAAGCACGCGCACAACCAACAACAACAACAACAACAGGAGCAGGAGAUCAGUUCUGCGCAAGGCAGUGUCGUUUCUGUGAUAACCCAUGCUGGUAACGCUCCUGGUACCACAGCCGUGCUGUCCCCAACUACCGAGCACGUCAACAACACCGGAAGUUACAGCAUCAACGGAAUCCUGGGCAUCGAACAGGUAGACGGACUCCACAAUGGAAACGGUUUGAAGAGAAAGAGACACGAGGACCAAGAUGAAAACAGAGAUUUCAACAGCCAUUCAGAAGACGAUGUAAAAAGACAAAGAAGUCAUUACAAUGGAGAUCAGAUAUACUCCAAUCUCUGGUCAUCGUCGAAGUGGAGUCUAAAAGACGAAUACAAGCUGUUAUCAGAGCUAGGAGGCGGUACAGGAUAUUACGGUGAACUGUUCGACGCUCCGUACGAACACCCUGCACAUCAUUACACCCCUCAUUCUGCGACGAACGACUCCACAGGAUCAACAGCAGCCGGUGAGCCACCCUCAGCCGCUGGAAGUCCGGACGCCGCAGCGUUGGUGGUACUGCAACCGCCAGCACCGCCCUACCCGCCCUAUGCUCAUUAUGAUGGUACAGCAACCCUUGCCAGUGACUACGCAUACGCGACGUCCUACUCUCAAUACUCCCCCUAUGGAGGACCAUAUUCCCAUUCCGCUGCUACCGGCUUGCUGUCCAAGUGAUAUCAACGGGCGCCGUGCGAGCAAUAGCUGUCGGCAAGCCACAACGAAAAUAAGUGAUAAUGGACACUACGUAAAAUUGAAUUGUGAGAAUUUUAGUUAAAACAUUAUCCAUUCCUUUAGAAAAUCUCAUUAUAUGUAGAUAAAUUAAUUAAUAUGUACAAUUCGAUAAUUUUUAUUUUCGUUAAUGUUGUUUAUUUUCAGUUCGGUCAGUAUCGCUUUUCUUUAGCUUUCUCAAAACUAUAAUCAAAUCGAGCAAUUCAUUUAUACUCAUUAUUUUUAUUAAAUGAACGAGAGAGCCAAAGUAUCGAUAAUUCAUCAUUAAAUGUAAGCUGUAAAUAAUAUUGUAACAAUUAUAAUGUACUUCAUUUAAUGUCAGAAUUAGAAUUAGGUCUAUUGUUUCCCUUACCUCAAAAUGGUUACAUUUAGUGAAUAUUUUGUGUAAGAAUCGUAAUGUUUCAUUUAAUUAUCUGUUUCGAAACUGUCUUAAGCACAAUGGCGUUUUAUUAGAGCCUCUCUAUUACUGUUACUGUUCGUAUAAGUUAAUUUAUUUUUUAUAUUGUUAAUUAAGUACAUAAUUAUGUAUUUAUAUGCGUUCAGUGAAGCUUAAGUAAAGUAAUAUAUUCAAAGUACUUAAUGUUAUAAAGGUUUUGAAAUUACGAUGAGAUUAUUUCUGUUUUU